Molecule: messenger RNA, 2038 nt
Organism: Drosophila serrata
Lineage: Eukaryota; Metazoa; Arthropoda; Insecta; Diptera; Drosophilidae
Gene: RanGAP
Product: Ran GTPase activating protein
Biological process (GO): nucleocytoplasmic transport; activation of GTPase activity; signal transduction
Cellular component (GO): nucleus; perinuclear region of cytoplasm; cytosol
Molecular function (GO): small GTPase binding; GTPase activator activity
Source: RefSeq, a predicted model, not a curated record
AUUUAUCAAACGGUCACUUUAGAAUCCUGUGCCGCCUUUUCUGACAGAACGCCGGUUUUAAAGAAGUUCGUGUAAAAUAAAAAGUUAAUCAGAACCAGAACAACUAUGUCCAUAGCCAACUUCAGCUUUGUCAACAUGGCGGCCCAGCUUAACGAGGAGCAGGGCAUUACAUUCCAGGACAAGGCCCGCACCUGGGACACCGCGGUUGACGCCCAGGAAGUGGUGGACUCGCUCAACAAGCAGUCGACGGUGCACUACCUCAACCUCGAUGGCAAUACGCUCGGCGUGGAGGCUGCCCAGGCCAUUGGCGAGGCGUUGAAGCGCCACCCGGAAUUCCGAAAGGCGCUGUGGAAGAAUCUGUUCACGCGCCGCCUCAAGACCGAGAUACCAGUGGCGCUGCAGCAUCUGGGUGCGGGGCUAAUUGCGGCUGGGGCCAAGCUGACGGUUCUCGAUCUCAGUGACAAUGCCCUGGGACCAAACGGAAUGCGCGGCCUGGAGGAAUUCCUGCGCUCGCCCGUCUGCUACUCCCUGCAGGAGUUGCUGCUCUACAACUGUGGACUCGGCCAGGGCGGCACCAUGCUGUCCAAAGCUCUCAUCGACCUGCAUGCCAACGCCAAGAAGGCGGGAUCGCCACUCCAGCUGCGCGUCUUCGUUGGCGGGCGCAAUCGUUUGGAGAAUGUGGGCGCUAAGGCUCUUGCCAACGCUUUCAAGACGCUACAGACAUUCGAGGAGAUUGUGCUAAUGCAGAAUUCAAUAUACUAUGAAGGUGUCCAAGCGCUGGCUGAAUCCUUCAAGGAGAACCCGCACCUCCGAGUUCUGAACAUGAAUGACAAUACCCUGAGGGCCGAAGGUGCCGGCCUAAUAGCUGAUAUCCUGCCUUCCCUUCCCAUGCUUCGGGAACUAAACUUCGGUGACUGCCUGAUCCGUACCAAUGGCGCCUAUCAUUUUGGCGAGGCUUUGGAGAACUCAAACGACAAACUGGAGGUGGUCGAUUUGAGUUUCAACGAAAUAAACAGCGAUGGCGGCCUGGUCCUAGUGGCGGCCAUGCAAAACAAGCCAAAGCUUCGCGUAUUCAACAUCGAUGGCAAUUGCUUUGGCCAGGAGGGCUGCGAACAGAUCAAAGCUGAAAUGGCCAAGCUAGAAAAUGCCGCUGCCUUGCAACCAUUCGAGGAAGAUGCUUCUGAGGACGAAGAUGGAGCAGAUGAGUCUGAAGAUCAAAAUGGUGAUGAUGAUGGUGAUCAGGAUGAUGAGGAGUACGAUGAGGAUGAGGGCGAGGAGUACGACGAGCAUGAGCACGCUAACGAUACCACGGAGGAGGCCGACGAGGAAGACGAGGAAUAUGCUAAUCUGGCCGAAGAGACUGCCUAUGUCACUACCAAUCCCUACGCGACAAAGCUUUUCAACGAAACAACCAACUCGGUGACCAGCGAUACCUUUUCCGUGGCCAACAAAACGAUUAACACUAUUAUUACCCCCGAGAAGUUUUGCCUCAGCCAAAAGCCAUGCUCCCUGGACGAAUUCAACUCUUUGGACUCUGACAAUAAGUUACAGGAUCUGCAGGGAAUCUUAAAUCAAUUCAAUGAUGAUAACCAUCUUCUGCUGCUCGUCUUCACCACUCUGAAGUGUGCACAUCUGUCACAGUCAUCGAAGGCCGCCUUGGAACUGGCCGUCUCUCUGUACCAGCUAACCUUUGACUACGCCAUCAAGACCAAACAGGAGACCCGUGUCACCAACUAUGUUCUCAGGCAGCUAUGCCUACUGCGCUGCGAGGAGCCCUUCAAGUCGGACUACAACAUCAAGAGCUGCCGAUACGCAUUGUCCGAGGCCCUCAGAAGUCCGCAGUUUGCAAACGACAACAUAAAAAAUACCUUCAACAUGUUCCUAAAGAACAUCGAUGUUUAAGCUAUAGUGGAUACAUUGCCCCGACCAAAAAGAUUAAUUACUAAUUUAUUAUUAUACGUUCCAGAUUAUAGAAUGUAAAGUUCUUUGGCGUGGUAAUAUAUCUACUUGUGGGCUUUCAAAUAAAAGGCAAACGAAA